AUGGUGUCGAUUGUAGUGACGAUGAAUCCGCGACCAUCAGAUGAUUCCGGUUCCUCUAAAGCUGAGAUCAGUGUCGUCGAAGAUGAAGAUUCAUUGCUGAUGAGAGCAGAGAUGUAUAAAGAUUACAUGAGGAGACUUCCUAUCCCGACAAAUCGCGGUUCGUUGAUUCCGUUCACGAGCUGGGUUGGAUUAAUCAACUCAAUCAAAGAGCUUUAUGGUCAACCUUUGUACAUUACCUUCACGAACGUUCUCUUACAACGUUGGGACCACUCAAGAUUCGGCUCUGAUUCUGAAGACCAGUGUUUGGAUUCUAUCAUUCAUCCUUCGAGAGCUGAAGCUACCAUUUGGCUCGUUGAAGAAAUCCUUCGACUCACUUCUUCUCAUUUUCAAAUUGCUCGUCUUUGGGGAUCUGAUCCUAUGUAUCACUCGUUUAUCGACUCAAUCAUUAAUCCUGAGCCACCACGAACAUGA
This is a messenger RNA of Eutrema salsugineum, 471 nucleotides long. RefSeq names its product protein RDM1. Lineage: Eukaryota; Viridiplantae; Streptophyta; Magnoliopsida; Brassicales; Brassicaceae. The transcript is spliced from 2 exons. Bases 1 to 471 code for a protein of 156 amino acids. The record is from RefSeq and is a predicted model, not a curated record. Gene Ontology annotation, cellular component: nucleus; RNA polymerase V complex.